This is a messenger RNA of Homo sapiens (human), 3599 nucleotides long. It is a transcript of the gene FUT6, whose product is annotated as fucosyltransferase 6. The coding region runs from base 1438 to 2517 and encodes 359 amino acids. Gene Ontology annotation, biological process: glycoprotein biosynthetic process; sphingolipid metabolic process; oligosaccharide biosynthetic process. Gene Ontology annotation, cellular component: extracellular region; Golgi apparatus; Golgi cisterna membrane. Lineage: Eukaryota; Metazoa; Chordata; Mammalia; Primates; Hominidae. The transcript has 5 exons. Gene Ontology annotation, molecular function: fucosyltransferase activity; 4-galactosyl-N-acetylglucosaminide 3-alpha-L-fucosyltransferase activity. The record is from RefSeq and is a predicted model, not a curated record.
AUUCCAGGAAGUUUGCAUAGCUCCCUGGACUUCUGCUUUGCACUGCCCUGCAGGAGUGGGUGGGGAAAGGAAGUGGCUUUGAGGCACACAGAGGGGCUUGGUGAGGCCACCGGAGGAAGCUUCUGCCACCAAUAUGGGACCUGUGCCCAGCCUACCAGAAGAGAGCAUCUGAAAACAUGUAUCGACAUGGUAACCCCUCUGCUUGAAGCCUCACAUGGCUCCCUAUUGCCUUGGUGCUGAACACCCUAUGGCUGACCGUGGCCCAGCCUCUGCAACAGCUCUGCCUCCUCUCCAGUGGUGAAGACCCAGCCUGCUGAGACUCCUCCUGCAGUUCCUCAACAUGCCUGCAUUUCUGCUGCCUCAGGGCCUUUGCGAAGGUUGUUCCUUGUAACUGGAAUGCCCUUCCAUCCCUUUUUUAUUCAAAAGGCUGCAAUUUUAAUUGAAGAAAGUUCCCUUCCAAGGUUCAUGAGUUGCCUGACUUGCCCACCGGUUUCCUGCAAGAUCCCUUGGCCUGGCACUUAGUGCUCAGGAAAUAUUUGGUGAUGGGCCAACUGAGUGAGAAGGUGGGAUCUGGUGGGAAGGAAAGCGGAAAGGUAGAAAUUCUGCUCACUUCCUCAUUCCCACCUCCCAAGGAACCCCUGGUGUCCCUGUGGAACCCGCUUUGGGAACCGGUGGUUCAGGUCAGCCUUUUCACUUUGUACUCAAAGCCACAUCGCAUUGAAGCCACAGGUGGGGCAAGGUCAUGCAUGACCUGAGUCUCCAAAUCCCUUCACCCUGUUUGGUUCUGCAACGGGGAUUAGGGGAGCCCCACGAUUUGUUUUCAAAGGAUGUCCGGGCUCCAGGACAGGAUGCCCUGGGUCACCUGAUGACAGGUGUGGUGGUUGGAAAGGGCCUGGUUUCAGCUCCGGGUACACUUCCUCCUUCCUUCUGCUGCGUGGUGUGGCCUCUUCCACGUCCUCAGAAUCCAGCUGUUACUCCGUCCGCGGCCUCUCAGCUCUAGGGCCCUCUGCACACUGGCCCCCCCAGUGGGUGUCUGUCUGUCUCUCUUGCAGAGCUCUGCGGUAGAAUCCCGUGCCCCCCGACCCCAUCAGCAGCCUACACCCCUUCAUCCUUCCUGGCCCCGGAUUUUCUCUGCCUCUGCCACUCCCGGUGGUAAAAGAGGGCUUAGAAUGCGGUUUGCUUUCUGGCUUUGUUUUUUUGCAUCCUGAUCUUUGUGGCGUGGAUCGAUCAUUUUCCAGGGAAAGUACCUUGGUGUCACGGGCAUCCAGACGGGAUCCAGUGCAUCCUCUUUUAGAAGAAAGGCCUGUCUCCAGAUCCCCGAGUCCCUCUAGCAUCUCCCAGAAGGUGUCAGACGCAGCAGUGUCCAGGGAGCGGCAGCAGAUUGAGGAAGAGUCUGGUGACACACCAGAAAAGGACAGGAUCAAGAGACUCUGACCCAUGGAUCCCCUGGGCCCGGCCAAGCCACAGUGGUCGUGGCGCUGCUGUCUGACCACGCUGCUGUUUCAGCUGCUGAUGGCUGUGUGUUUCUUCUCCUAUCUGCGUGUGUCUCAAGACGAUCCCACUGUGUACCCUAAUGGGUCCCGCUUCCCAGACAGCACAGGGACCCCCGCCCACUCCAUCCCCCUGAUCCUGCUGUGGACGUGGCCUUUUAACAAACCCAUAGCUCUGCCCCGCUGCUCAGAGAUGGUGCCUGGCACGGCUGACUGCAACAUCACUGCCGACCGCAAGGUGUAUCCACAGGCAGACGCGGUCAUCGUGCACCACCGAGAGGUCAUGUACAACCCCAGUGCCCAGCUCCCACGCUCCCCGAGGCGGCAGGGGCAGCGAUGGAUCUGGUUCAGCAUGGAGUCCCCAAGCCACUGCUGGCAGCUGAAAGCCAUGGACGGAUACUUCAAUCUCACCAUGUCCUACCGCAGCGACUCCGACAUCUUCACGCCCUACGGCUGGCUGGAGCCGUGGUCCGGCCAGCCUGCCCACCCACCGCUCAACCUCUCGGCCAAGACCGAGCUGGUGGCCUGGGCAGUGUCCAACUGGGGGCCAAACUCCGCCAGGGUGCGCUACUACCAGAGCCUGCAGGCCCAUCUCAAGGUGGACGUGUACGGACGCUCCCACAAGCCCCUGCCCCAGGGAACCAUGAUGGAGACGCUGUCCCGGUACAAGUUCUAUCUGGCCUUCGAGAACUCCUUGCACCCCGACUACAUCACCGAGAAGCUGUGGAGGAACGCCCUGGAGGCCUGGGCCGUGCCCGUGGUGCUGGGCCCCAGCAGAAGCAACUACGAGAGGUUCCUGCCACCCGACGCCUUCAUCCACGUGGACGACUUCCAGAGCCCCAAGGACCUGGCCCGGUACCUGCAGGAGCUGGACAAGGACCACGCCCGCUACCUGAGCUACUUUCGCUGGCGGGAGACGCUGCGGCCUCGCUCCUUCAGCUGGGCACUCGCUUUCUGCAAGGCCUGCUGGAAACUGCAGGAGGAAUCCAGGUACCAGACACGCGGCAUAGCGGCUUGGUUCACCUGAGAGGCUGGUGUGGGGCCUGGGCUGCCAGGAACCUCAUUUUCCUGGGGCCUCACCUGAGUGGGGGCCUCAUCUACCUAAGGACUCGUUUGCCUGAAGCUUCACCUGCCUGAGGACUCACCUGCCUGGGACGGUCACCUGUUGCAGCUUCACCUGCCUGGGGAUUCACCUACCUGGGUCCUCACUUUCCUGGGGCCUCACCUGCUGGAGUCUUCGGUGGCCAGGUAUGUCCCUUACCUGGGAUUUCACAUGCUGGCUUCCAGGAGCGUCCCCUGCGGAAGCCUGGCCUGCUGGGGAUGUCUCCUGGGGACUUUGCCUACUGGGGACCUCGGCUGUUGGGGACUUUACCUGCUGGGACCUGCUCCCAGAGACCUUCCACACUGAAUCUCACCUGCUAGGAGCCUCACCUGCUGGGGACCUCACCCUGGAGGGCACUGGGCCCUGGGAACUGGCACCCAUGGGGCCCCACCCAUGAGUGAUGGUUCUGGCUGAUUUGUUUGUGAUGUUGUUAGCCGCCUGUGAGGGGUGCAGAGAGAUAAUCACCGCACCGUUUCCAGAUGUAAUACUGCAAAGAAAACCAAUGAUGAGGCCGGGUGCGGUGGCUCACACCUGUAAUCCCAGCACUUUGGGAGGCCGAGGCAGGCGGAUCACAAGGUCAGGAGAUCGAGACCAUCCUGGCCAAUAUGGUGAAACCCGUCUCUAUUAAAAAUACAAAAAUUUGCUGGGCGUGGUGGUGCAUGCCUGUAAUCCCAGCUACUUGGGAAGCUGAGGCAGGAGAAUCGCUUGAACCAGAGAGUCGGAGGUUGCAGUAAGCCGAGAUCGCGCCACUGCACUCCAGCCUGGCGACAGAGCGAGACUCUGUCUCAAAAAAAAAAAAAAAAAAAAAAAAAAAAUUAGCUGGGUGCGGUGGCCGGUGCCUGUAAUCCCAGCUACCCAGGUGGCUGAGACACAAGAAUCGCUUGAACCCAGGAGGCAGAUGUUGUAGGGAGCCAUGAUCGCACCACUGCACUCCAACCUGGGCGACACAGUGAGACUGUCUCAAGAAAAAAAAAAAAAAGGGGGAGUGUCCCUUUCUGAGUGUGCAA